Molecule: messenger RNA, 2682 nt
Organism: Solanum stenotomum
Lineage: Eukaryota; Viridiplantae; Streptophyta; Magnoliopsida; Solanales; Solanaceae
Product: calmodulin-binding protein 60 D-like
Exons: 8
Coding region: 286-2163 (625 amino acids)
Biological process (GO): regulation of salicylic acid biosynthetic process
Cellular component (GO): nucleus
Molecular function (GO): sequence-specific DNA binding; calmodulin binding; DNA-binding transcription factor activity
Source: RefSeq, a predicted model, not a curated record
GAUGGAUUUUUGUUUUAUAUGAUCCGAAUCACUAAAUAUCCGGUAUACAAGCCAAAGGCAGGCAGCCAUGAAAACAAAAUCUCAAGAUCUUCCUCGAAAUUUCCGCGAAACCCCUCAACCAUUUCUCUUUUUUCUUUCAUUUUUUCCCGCUUUCCCAUUUGGCUUUCAUCUUUGGUUUCUUUAAUUUUUCCUCUUUUUAAUCUUCCCGUUAGGAAUUUGGGAGCUCAAAUUUGAACUAAAAAAUCAGAUCUAAAGAUACCCAAUACGGUAAUUGAGAGGAAUUUCAUGGAAAGACCCAGUGGAGAGAAACGUAGACUUGAUGUUAGCAGUAGUGAAGAAGGUCAACCUGAUAGAAAAAGACCAGCUCUUGCCAGUGUUAUUGUUGAAGCGCUCAAGGUCGACAGUCUGCAGAAACUCUGCUCAUCACUGGAGCCAAUUCUUCGGAGAGUUGUUAGUGAAGAAGUGGAGCGGGCUUUGGCAAAACUUUGCCCUACUAAACUUAAUGCAAGGGUUUCUCCAAAAAGAAUUGAAGGGCCAAAUGGGAGAAAUUUGCAGCUUCAGUUCAGGUCUAAAUUGUCACUGCCUCUCUUUACAGGAGGGAAAGUAGAAGGAGAACAGGGUUCUGCUAUCCAUAUUGUCUUGCUUAAUGGAAAUACAGGCCGUGUUGUAACAGUCGGCCCAGAGUCGUCUGUUAAACUAGAUGUUGUUGUGCUUGGAGGAGAUUUUAAUAAUGAGGACGAUGAUGGAUGGACUGAAGAAGAAUUUGAGUCUCACAUUGUGAAGGAGCGUGAUGGGAAAAGGCCGCUUCUUACAGGAGACUUGCAAGUGAUAUUGAAGGAAGGUGUAGGUAGUCUUGGUGAGUUUACAUUUACUGACAACUCUAGCUGGAUUAGAAGCAGAAAGUUCAGGCUAGGCUUAAAAGUUGUAUCAGGUUCUCGAGAGGGAAUUCAUAUUCGAGAGGCAAAAACAGAAGCCUUCAGUGUGAAGGAUCAUCGAGGAGAAUUGUACAAGAAACAUUAUCCACCUGCAUUAAACGAUGAUGUUUGGAGAUUGGAAAAGAUAGGAAAAGAUGGAUCCUUCCACAAGAGGCUAAAUAAAGCUGGCAUAUAUACGGUGGAAGACUUUCUACGGCUCAUCGUGAGAGACUCUCAGAGGCUCCGAAAUAUCCUGGGAAGUGGAAUGUCAAAUAAGAUGUGGGAUGCUCUUGUGGAGCAUGCUAAGACCUGUGUUCUUAGUGGGAAGCUCUAUGUCUAUUAUCCUGAUGAUAUGAAGAGUGUCGGGGUUGUUUUUAGCAAUAUUUAUGAGUUGUGUGGUUUAAUCUCUGGUGGACAGUAUCAUUCAGUUGAUUCUCUUUCAGAGGAUCAAAAGGAAUAUGUGGACAGCUUAGUCAAGAAGGCAUAUGACAACUGGAUGCAUGUUGUUGAAUAUGAUGGCAAAUCUCUUUUAAGCCUUAAUCAGAAUAAAACCUCAGAUGCUCCUCAGUAUGAUCCUUCAACUGGUUCUCAGAACCAUCCUAAUUCAUUUGAUCAUCAACUCAAUCUGCCAAGUCUUCCUGCUUCAACUUCAUCAGAGCAGCCUCCUAUGAAUUCAGGAUUGAACAUGGGAUUGGAAGGGUAUAACGAUAGUCUAAUGGGUACAUAUACCACAGAGUCUCAGAACACGAAUGUUAGUGUCAAUGAACAGUUAAGUGGUGCUGCAUUUUCUCAAAACCACUUUGUAGGCAUGUCGCAACAAGCUCAGCAACCUGGAAGUGAGAGUAGACUGGCCCUUCACCCACCACAGCCAUCAUUUUCUAGCUUUUUUGCUGCUAGCACUCCUAAUUCAUCCUAUAAAGGAACUGAUGACUUCUUCACAGAGGAAGAGAUACGCACCAGAAGUCAUGAAAUGUUAGAGAAUGACGACAUGCAACAUCUUCUCCAUAUAUUCAACAUGGGUGGCCAGCAUCAUGCUUCUUCUAGUACCUCAGAAGAUAAUAAUUACCCAUAUGGAUCACCAUACAUGCCCAGUAUGUCUUCAAGCUUUGGUAUUGAUGAGGACCGUACACGUUCAGGAAAGGCUGUUGUUGGGUGGCUCAAACUGAAAGCAGCAUUGAGAUGGGGCAUCUUCAUCAGGAAGAAAGCUGCUGAGAAAAGAGCACAGAUUGUUGAAUUGGAUGACCCCUAGAUUUGAUUUUACACUUCUCAUAGCAUCCACUUGGAGGCCGAAGUCACUUCAAAUUUGAUAAAUUCAUUUCCUUGUAAAGUAUGCUUGCAAUGUGAUGUUUGGGCUUCCUCUGAUGAACACUGUCACUCACUAAUGGAGUUUGGUCGUCUAGCCAUGAAUGCACAUCUGGUGCUAGUUUAGGCUCAAUUCAGCAUCUGGAAGUGUUCUGAUAUUUUCUCACCACAUGAUUUGCAUUUUUGAAGAUGUUGUCAUUCUUGCUUCUGGCUGAUAGAGACUUCCCAUGAAUAAACCCGCGUUGAAAAAGACAUCAGCUACCCCUGGGAGAGAUGCAAGUAACUUCAGUUCUCUCAACUCAAGAUGUUUGUUAGCUGCUAGUUUACUUUCUUAUUAAUGUUGACUAUUGUUGUAAUUCCCCUAGUGUUUUCUUCUAAACCAGUUUCAAUCAAAGAAAAUCUUAUGUUUACUCUAUAAAACAAUUGUAUAUGGAACUGAUAAAAAUAGGAUAUUUGGGUGCUUUAA